Molecule: messenger RNA, 919 nt
Organism: Pleuronectes platessa (European plaice)
Lineage: Eukaryota; Metazoa; Chordata; Actinopteri; Pleuronectiformes; Pleuronectidae
Product: F-box/LRR-repeat protein 20-like
Exons: 1
Coding region: 140-919 (259 amino acids)
Molecular function (GO): protein binding
Source: RefSeq, a predicted model, not a curated record
GAGACCCAGCGGCACCGGAGCUACCGAGAGGACGGUAGCAUGAUAGUCGUGGAGGGGACUCGGCAGGUAGAGGGCCCGUGUCUGCUUUUCACUGCGCCUACACCGAGUUCACUGAGUCGGUAGCCGCCAGCGUCCCGACAUGGGGAAGGAGGUAAAUGGUGUUUCCCGGAGCCGGUUUGAGAUGUUCACAAACAGUGACGAGGCAGUCAUCAAUAAGAAGCUGCCCAAGGAGCUGUUGCUGCGAAUCUUCUCCUUUCUGGAUGUGGUGACACUCUGUCGCUGUGCCCAGGUCUCACGGUCCUUGAACGUUCUGGCCUUGGACGGCAGCAACUGGCAACGGAUUGACCUCUUUGACUUUCAGAGGGACAUUGAGGGCCGAGUGGUGGAGAAUAUCUCAAAGCGAUGUGGGGGGUUUCUCAGAAAGCUGAGCCUGCGGGGGUGCCUGGGUGUGGGUGACAGUGCCCUGAGGACUUUCUCACAGAACUGCAGGAACAUUGAGCUUCUCAGUCUGAAUGGCUGCACCAAGAUCACUGACAGCACGUGUAACAGCCUCAGUAAGUUCUGCCCUAAGCUGAAGCACCUGGACCUUGCCUCCUGUACCUCAAUCACCAACCUGUCAUUGAAAGCUCUCAGUGAGGGUUGUCCCCUGCUGGAGCAGCUCAACAUCUCUUGGUGUGAUCAGGUCACCAAGGAUGGCAUCCAGGCCCUGGUGCGCUCCUGCCCUGGGCUCAAGGGCCUUUUCCUCAAAGGAUGCACACAGCUAGAAGACGAGGCUCUGAAGCACAUUGGGGCUCACUGUCCCGAGCUGGUCACGCUCAACCUGCAGACGUGUUCGCAGAUCACAGGAGGACCUCCUGAGCAUCAUCCCCAGAGGCCUGUUCCGAGACCAGCCAGGGCGGACCGAGGUUAUCACCCAUGA